Molecule: messenger RNA, 1323 nt
Organism: Pundamilia nyererei
Lineage: Eukaryota; Metazoa; Chordata; Actinopteri; Cichliformes; Cichlidae
Gene: jmjd8
Product: jumonji domain containing 8
Exons: 9
Coding region: 132-944 (270 amino acids)
Cellular component (GO): nucleus
Molecular function (GO): cis-regulatory region sequence-specific DNA binding
Source: RefSeq, a predicted model, not a curated record
UCCUUUCUGAUUGGCUGUCGUCCAGGAAGUAGGAGUCGGCGCUUACUUGACGUUCAUGUGGGACACUGAGGAGAAACAGGCUGAUUUGUGGGGCUGAGCUCGCUCGAAGCUCGCGGAGGCUUUUGGGGAGAAUGGAGAUCAAAGCGGUGCGGCUCGCUUUUAUCUUCUUCACCGCCGCAGUGACUGCGCAGCUGCAGCAGCAGGAGGAAGAUGAGGAUGGAGGAGGAUGGUUCUCGGCCUCAGACGUCAGGUCUCAGGAUGAAGGUCGGUGUAACAUCGACGUGCUGGACGGCUCGUCGCUCUCGUACCAGCAGUUCAUGGAGAGGUACGCGUACGGCAGGCCGGUCAUCCUCAGAGGCCUCACUGACAACACCAAAUUCAGGCUUCUGUGCUCCAAGUCGAGCUUACUGAGAGAGUACGGCGCCCACAGAGUGAGGCUCAGCACGGCCAACACCUACUCCUACAGGAAAGUGGACGUUCCCUUCCAGGAGUACGUGGACGAGUUUCUGAGGCCUCAGUCUGCGGACGCCCUCGGCAGCGACACGCUGUAUUUUUUCGGGGACAAUAACUUCACCGAGUGGCAGAGUCUCUUCGAGCACUACGAGUCUCCGCCGUACGUCCUGCCGCUCACCAGCGGAGCGUACAGCUUCGGCAUCGCAGGUCCUGGAACAGGAGUCCCCUUCCACUGGCACGGCCCGGGAUACUCCGAGGUCAUCUACGGAAGGAAGCGGUGGUUCCUCUACCCGCCCGAUCAGGAGCCUCACUUCCACCCGAACCGCACCACCCUUUCCUGGGUCACAGAAACGUACCCCAACCUGCUGGAGGACGAGGCCCCGCUGGAGUGCACCAUCCGACCCGGAGAGGUGCUGUAUUUCCCCGACCGUUGGUGGCACGCCACUCUAAACCUGGACACAAGCGUCUUCAUCUCCACCUUCCUGGGCUGAGCUCUCAGGACGUCUUUAAGGAUUUCCUGGCACAUUUUAAGAAAACUGACUCACGGAGGGAUUCAACCGCAAAUAACAGAUUUGUGUCAUUUUAGGAUGUCUGCAGUUUAAUUCUGCAGACCUCUGUGGAUCACAAUCACAGAUUACUCAUUUAUUUUAGCAGGUUGUUGUAAUGUUGACCAUCACGCUGUGUUUCUGCACUCUGGAAGCUGAAUUCAGCUCUGAUCACCGUGUGCUGCAACAGGUUUUACUUGAAAUCAAAUGCAAACAUCUUUUUUUUUUUUUGAUGGGAUUUGAUUUUCUGUCAUGUUAACUUUUUUACGGCGACCCCGAGGGGUCACGGAGAACCAAUAAAGUACUUAAAAUCCUGGGAAUUAAA